GGGUUGAUCUGUCUGUCACAAUCGAGAGCUAAGUUUAUCAUUGCCAGAGGCACUACUACCAGAGACUGUCUAGGAGAUCCUGCCUCUCUUUACUGCUGCCUGAGCUUUUGCUCUCUCUUGGGGCUAAUAUUCACUUCACUCAAGCUACCUUUUAGUUUUUUUUCUGAGUACUUUGGGUAAGGGGAAAGGUUACGAAGAUGCAGUCCUGCGCCAGGUGUGGGUUUGUGGUGUACCCAGCGGAGAAGAUCAAUUGUAUUGAUCAGAACUGGCACAAAGCAUGCUUUCACUGCGACGUCUGUAAAAUGGUGCUCACAGCCAAGAACUUUGUUAGCCACAAGAAGCGGCCAUACUGCUCUGUACACAAUCCAAGAAACAAUAUGUUCACCAGUGUCUAUGAGACCCCCAUCAAUGCCAAGAAGCAAGCCAUUGCCAGCAGUGAGCAGGACUAUCGGGCUAAGUUUGAGGAGCAGCAGACCUACUCGUACUCAGGCACCAUCACCAACCAGGAGAUUGUGAGCGUGACACAGGCCCAAAAGACCAUCAGUGAUGUCAAAUACACUGAGGAAUAUGAGCAGAGUAAAGGAAAAGGCAGCUUAUCCACCAUGAUCACACCAGGAUACCAGAUUUCCAAGAAACCAAAUACCUUGCCCAGCAGCUAUGUCUACACUGAAGAGUAUGAACAGCAGUUGGGUAAAGGCAGUUUCCCCGCACAUCUCACUCCUGGCUACCAAGUUUCAAAGAAAGCCACAGAGAUGGCCAGUGGUGUGAAGUACCGUCAGAUGUAUGAGCAGGAGAUGAAGGGAAAGGCCACCUCAGAUGCUGGGGCAGCAGAAUUCACUUCUGCCAGAGAAAAUGCUGGGAACUUCAGCCAGAUUGCCUACACUGAAGAGUACGAGCAGCAGAGAGGGAAGGGCAGUUUCCCAGCCAUGAUCACUCCUGCCUACCAGCUUGCCAAGAAAGCCCAGGCCCACGCCAGUGAUCUGAAAUACAAGAAGGACCUGAAUAAGAUGAAGGGCUCAUCCCACUUCCACAACCUGACCAGUGAGGACAACCUGGCCCUGAAGAGCGCCCGCAAAAUCAACAAGAUUGUCAGCGAGGUUGAGUACAAGAAGGACCUUGAGAACACUAAAGGCCACAGCAUCAACUACUGUGAGACGCCCCAGUACAAGAAUGCAUCCAAGGCUGCCAAGUUCAGCAGUGAUAACAAGUACAAGGAGAAGUAUACCAACCACAUGAAAGGGCACUAUGAAGGCUCUGAGAUGGACAAGAAUGCUGUACACGCUAUGAACGUCAGAAAGCUGGCAAGCAAUAUUGCCUACAAGCAGGAGUAUGAGCAGGAGAAAACUGACCAUGUAGAAUACAACUACCCAGCCACCAUCACACCAGGCUACCAGAGUCAGAGGAAACUGGAUCCACUCAAGGACAAGAACUACAGACAGCACAUUGACCAAGUCAAGUACAGCUCGGUGACAGAUACCCCUGACAUCGUCCAAGCCAGGAUCAACGCUCAACAACUCAGCAAUGUUAACUACAGACAACACAUUGACCAAGUCAAGUACAGCUCGGUGACAGAUACCCCUCAAAUCGUCCAGGCCAGGAUCAACGCUCAACAACUCAGCAAUAUAAAAUACAAGGAGGACUGGGAGAAGACCAAGUCCAAAACAUGUGACAUCGGCCUGGACACGCUGACCGUCAAGGCUGCCAAAGCAUCUCGGGACCUGGCCAGUGAUAUUAAGUACAAAGAGUCAUUCAUGAAAAAUAAAGAUAAGACAAGCAAUGUCAGCGACUCCAAGACCCUGCACUCUCUUCAGGCGUCCAAGAUGACCAGUGAGAUUGAGUACAAGAAGAACUCCAAGGAGAACCAGUCCCAGUUCAGCUUGUCCAUGGACAUGGUCAACCUGAGCCAUGCUAAAAAAGCCCAGGCCCUUGCCAGCGACCUGGACUACAGGACGAAGCUCCACCACUACACCAUCCUAUCCGACGACAUCCAAGUACAGCAGGCCAAAAAGGCCUAUAACCUGCAGAGCGAGAAUCAAUACCGUUCAGAUCUGACCUGGAUGAAGGGAGUUGGCUGGGAGGCUGAUGGAUCUCUGAAUGUGACCCAAGCCAAGAAGGCUGGAGAGCUUCUCAGUGACAAAAAGUACCGUCAGAAAGUGGACGACGUCAAGUUCACCCAGGUGGCCGAUACUCCCUCUAUCAAACACGCCAAGAAGAGCCAGGAACUGCAGAGCAAGCUAACGUAUAAGGCGGGCAACGAACAGAUGAUGCACCAGUACACCAUGGAUAAAGAUGAGCCACUCUUCAGGCAGGCCAAAGCCAAUGCAGACCUCCUCAGUGGGAAAGUGUAUAAGAGUAGCUGGGAGCAACAGCGAGAAAAGGGCUUUGAGUUGCGCAUGGACUCCUUGUCCAUCCUCACAGCUAAGGCUAAGAGAGACCUGGCCAGUAACGUGAAAUACAAGGAGAAGUACGAGCAGACUAAGGGGAAGAUGAUUGGGGUGAAGAUGGUCACUGACGACUCUCAGAUGGCGCACUCGGCUCUGGCCACCCGGUUGCAGAGUGAUCGCCACUACAGAAAGAAGUACGAGGACACUAAAACCAAGCAUGGUGCCUCUUUGGACAUGUUGACCAUGACCCACGCCAAGAAGGCCCAGGAUCUGGCAACUGAGACCAACUACAGGACCUUCCUGCACAAGUACACAACCCUGCCCGGCGACAUGAAGGUGGCCUGGGCCAAGAAGGCCUACGGACUACUGAGUGAUAAACAGUACAGGUCGGAUCGGAACUGGAUGAAGGGCGUGGGCUGGGUGGCAGCAGAUUUCCUGGAUGUGAAACAAGCAAAGAAGGCUGGCGAGCUCGUUAGCGAGAAAAAGUACCGUCAACAUGUCAGCGAUCUGAAGUUCACCAGCGUGGAGGACACUCCCGAGAUGGUCCAGGCCAAACUCAGCAACAAACUGGCCCUAGACAGGCUGUACAGGGAAAAGGGGGAACAUAUGAAGCACAACUACACACUCUCCGGAGAUCUGCCUGAACACGUGCAGGCCAAGCUCAAUGCCAUGAACAUCAGUGAGACCCGCUAUAAGGAGUCGUGGACUAAAAUCAGAGAUGGUGGCUACAAGCUCCGUUUGGAUGCCAUUCCCUUCCAGUCAGCCAAAGCGUCUGGGAACAUACUUAGUGAUCACAAGUACAAGGAGCAGUUUGAAAAGACCAAGGGGCAUAUGAUUGGACUGAAGGGACUGGAGAACGACAUGAACAUGUCUCACUCUGUGAAUGCCAGUAAACUGCAGAGUGACAUCAAGUAUAAGCAGGACUCUGUGAAUAAGCGCUCUCAGUACCACCUUUCUAUGGACAUGUUGGAGAUGGCCCAUGCUAAAAAGGCCCAGACCCUGGCCAGUGAGCAGGACUACCGGCUUACACUCCACCAGUACACUACUCAACCCGAUGACAUGAAGGUGCAGGCCGCUAAGAGAGCCUACCAACUACAGAGCGAGAAAGUGUACCGCGCUGACCUGAACUACCUGCGUGGUGUAGCCUGGAUCAGCACCGGGGCCCUCCAGAUGGAGGGCUUCAAAAGGGCCACAGACCUUAUUAGUGAGAAAAACUACCGUCAGCAGCCCUGCUCCUUCAAGCACACAUCUGUCGCAGACUCACCAGACAUUGUCCAUGCCAAACUCAGCAAUAAGCUUACCAACGAGCGCCUGUACAAGAUGAAAGGGGAGAAUGACAGGCAUAACUACACAAUGACAUUGGAGAGACCAGAGAUAACACAGGCUAAGAUCAACGCGGCUAACUUCAGCGAGACCAAGUACAGGGAGUCAUGGCACACUCUAAGGGCUCAGGGCUACAAACUGACCAUGCAGGACAUCCCCUUCCAGGCUGCCAAAACCUCAAUGGAUUUAGCCAGCGACGUCCAAUACAAGCACCACCACCUGCUGGAUAAGGGCAAGCACAUCGGCGCCCGCAGCAUUCUGGAUGACCCGCGCAUGCUACACUGCAUGCAGAUGGGCCGGCUGACGAGUGAGCAGGAGUACCGCAAAGACGCACUUUCCACCAGCGGCCAGUACCACCUCAAUCCAGAUAUGAUCAAUUUAGUGACAGCCAAGAACGCCCAAGCUCUGGCCAGCGAUCAGGACUACAGGAAGAGGCUCCAUGCGUACACUGUCCUCCCUGACGAUAUUAAAGUCCAAUGGGCCAAGAAGGCCUAUAACCUGCAGAGCGAGAAACUGUACAAGUCGGAUCUGAACUUCAUGAAGGGCGUGGCCUGGGAUGGUGUGGGUGCGCCUCAAAUGGAGUUGGCAAAGAAAGCCGGAGAACUCACCAGUAAUAAGAAAUAUCGUCAACUGCCAGACAGUCUGAAGUUCACCCAAGUGGCGGACUCUCCAGACAUUGUUCAUGCUAAGAACAGCUACCUCCAGUGCAGUGAGAGGCUGUAUAAGUCUGGAGACUCGGACGCCAUGCACAAAUACACCUUACAUGCCGACGACCCAGACUUCAUCAGAGCAAGGAUCAACGCCCAGCAGAUUAGCAAUAAAGCCUAUAAAGCGUCUGGGGAUGAGAUGAGGUCGGCAGGCUACGACUUGAGGCUGGAUGCUAUUCCCUUCCAGACGGCCAAGGCUUCCACGAAUAUCGCCAGUGAUUUCCGCUACAAGGAAGCCUUUGUGAAGGAGAAGGGUCAGCAGGUGGGGCUGCUCAGUGUCGAAGAUGACCCAAAGAUGGUGCACUCCCUGGCAGCCAGCAAGCUCCAGAGCUGCCUGGGGUACAAGAGGCAGGCUCAAGAGACGCGCUCCCAGUUCAAGAUGCAUGCCAACCAGCCUGUGUUCCAGCAGGCCAAGAAGAGCCAAGCUCUGGCCAGCAACCAGACCUAUCACCAGAGGCUCCAUGACUACACCUUUGACCCCCAGCAGCUCAACGUCCAACACGCCAAGCAGGCCUACAAGCUGCAGAGUGACGUGAACUACAAGUCAGAUCUGAACUGGAUCAGGGGUGUGGGCUGGACCCCCCCUGGCUCCCAUAAGGUGGAGAUGGCCCGGCGGGCUGCAGAACUGGGCCUGACGGAGAGCGUGAGCACUGAGGAGGCCAUUGCCCAGUACCAACACAUGAUGAUGAUGCAGCAGAUGGAGGAGCAGCAGCAGCUGUCAGAACCUGUUGAGACCAGCAAAGAGUUCCAGCAGUCGGGAGUCAAUCUAGACGCAAUGGAGAUCCUCCACGUCAAGAGGAAGAAGACCAUCCAAACGGUGAAGAAGUCCAAUUCCUCCUCCAUGGAUAGCAGCGUCAAGAAGUUAAUGAUGUCUUCCAACUCAGCCAUAGAGUCAAUGAUGGCUUCCACCUCUGUCUCAGCCAUUGAGAACACAGUCAAGAUGUCCACAACGAGUGAGGCAUCGGCCAUAGAAAAUGCUUAGACAAUGUUGUGAGAAGGUGUUGCCUUAGGGCACGUAUCGCACUUAUUCCACGGAGGGGGCCGAGUGUCUGUGCGUUUUCACUCCUCCCUUGUACCUGAUUGAUUAAUUAAGGUCACUAAUUGGUAAGGAACUCACCUCAUCUGGUUGUCUAGGUCUUAAACCAGCAGACACUUGGCCCUCCAUGGAAUGAGUUUGACACCCCUGCCCUAGGGGGUAGGUGGACGUUGCUUCUAACUGAUAUAGGGUCUGGUCUUUUUUAAUUCACCUGAUGGAUGAAGUAAGGGAUUGGAGUUGGGUUACCUGAUCCUAGAUCUAUUAAGAGCAAUUUCUACCCCAAGAUACAAUUAGAUAAUGUUGAGGGAACUGUGCAUGUAGAAUCAGGAAGGGAAUUGAAAAGUGCUGUAAGUGGUUUAUGUUGAAGGUUACCUCAUUACACAUUCAUAACCCAUACACAACAUUCAUAAGAAAGUAUAUGAGAAUGUCAUAAUUUAUUUUUCAACAAUGACAAGUUUAUAUUUUUGUUACAGUGCCUUCAGAAAGUAUUCAUACCCCUUGACUUCAUAUUGCUCCACAUUUUGUUGCGUUACACCCCGAAUUCAAAAUGUAUUAAAUCCAUUUUUUUCCUUACCCAUCUACACACAAUACCCCAUAAUGACAAAGUGAAAACAUGUUUUUAGAAAUGUUUGCAAAUGAAAUAUCUAAUUUGCAUAAGUAUUCACCCUGAAGCAAUUCUUGUUAGAAGGAUCUUUGGCAGCGAUUACAGCAACAAGUCUUUCUGGGUAAGUCUCUAAGAGCUUUGCAUACCUGGAUCGUACAAUAUUUGCACAUUUAUUAUUUAUACAAUUCUGUCAAGUUGGUUGUUGAUCAUUGCUAGGCAGGCAUUUUUAAGUCUUGCCAUAGAUUUUCAAGCAGAUUUAAGUCAAAACUGUAACCAGGCCACUUAGAAUCAUUCAAUGUCAUCUUGGUAAGCAACUCAAGUGUAUUUUGGCUUUGUGUUUUAUGUUAUUGUCCUGCUGAAAGGUGAAUUGGCCUGCCAGUGUCUGUUGGAAAGCAGACAGAACCAGGUUUUCCUCCAGGAUCUGCGUAUGCAUAGUUCUAUUCGGGGGGGGGGGGGGGGGGUUUAUCCCCACAAAAUUCCUAGUCCUUUCCGAUGACAAACUUAACCAUAUCAUGAUGCAGCCACCACCAUACUUGAAAAUGGGAAGAGUGGUACUCAGUGAUGUUGUGUUGGAUUUGACCCAAAGAUAAUGCUUUGUAUUCAGGACAUAAAGUUAAUUUCUUUGCCACAUUUAUUUAAGUUUUACUUUUGCCUUAUUGCAUGUUUUGGAAUAUUUGUAUUCUUUACAAGCUUCUUUGUUUUCAGUCUGUCGUUUAGGUUAAUAUUGUGGUGGUGUAACUACAAUGUUGAUCCGUCCUCAGUUUUCUCCUAUCACACCCAUUAAACUCAGUAACUGUCAGGAACAGUCACCACUGGCUUCAGUGAAAUCCCUGAGCGGUAUCCUUCCUCUCCAGCAAGUUAGGAAGGACACCUGUAUUUUUGUAGUGACUGGGUGUAUUGAUACAUCAUCCAAAGUGUAAUUAAUAAAAGUGUACUUGUGUGCUGUAAAGUGUUAGUCCCAUGUUUCUUGAGCUGAAAUAAAAGAUCUUAGGAAUAUGCAUACGUAAAAAAAGGUUAUUUCUCUCAAAUGAUGUGCACAAAUUUGUUUACAUACCUGUUAGUGACCAUUUCUCCUUUGCCAAGAUAAUCCAUUCACCUGACAGGUGUGACAUAUCAAGAAGAUGAUUAAACAUGAUCAUAACACAGGUGCACCUUGUGCUGGGGACAAUAAAAGGCCACACUAAAAUGUGCUGUUUUGUCACACAACGCCACAAAUGUUUUGAGGGUGCGUGCAACUGGCAUGCUUUUUAAGGUAUCUGUGACCAUCUCUAUUCCAAUUCAUGUGAAAUCCAUAGAUUAGGGCCUAAUUCAUUUAUUUGAAUUUACUCAUUUGAAAUUGUUGCAUGUAUGCGUUUAUAUUUAGUAUAUGUGACUUGUUAAGCACAUUUUUACUCCUGAAUGUAUUUAGGCUUCCCAUAACAAAGGGGUUGAGAACUUAUUGACACAAGACAUUUCAACGUUUAAUUUUAAAUAAAUUUGUAAACAUUUCUAAAAACAUAA
Oncorhynchus mykiss (rainbow trout) is the source of this 7554-nucleotide messenger RNA. RefSeq names its product nebulin-related anchoring protein (gene nrap). Gene Ontology annotation, biological process: cardiac muscle thin filament assembly. Gene Ontology annotation, molecular function: actin filament binding. Gene Ontology annotation, cellular component: Z disc. The record is from RefSeq and is a predicted model, not a curated record. NCBI's taxonomy places the organism in Eukaryota, Metazoa, Chordata, Actinopteri, Salmoniformes, Salmonidae.